AAUUUAAUAAUUAUAUGAGAUAUAACAUUUCUAAAUAGAAAUGUUGCUGACUAUUUGCCAAAGUUCUGCAUUCAUUGACAGGAUCCCCUGGAUUAGUGCUAAUUGUAGUUUUCAUAAUGCUACUUUUAGCAGAAGUAAGACUUAUUGAUGUAGUUUGGUCUGGGUUUGAUGCUCUUUUUGUUGAUGACUGCUACACUAUCAAUAUUCCCACCAAUGGGAAAUAACCUCGACUUGGAUUAUGGGUGUGACUCAUUCAGCCUGCAACUUGCACUGCCUCUUGUAUCCUUAAAUGGGCAAAACACUGCUUCAAUACUACUCUUCCUCUCUCUUCACUUUCUCUUUUAUUUCAACAAUACAGUUAGCGGUAUUAAUAAAUGUUCCGGCAUUCAUCUUCCAUAUUUCAUCAAGCUGUAAAAUGAAACAUUUCUGAACACUUCCUAUGAAGAAGUGCGCUGUUUUCCCCCAGUGUCUUUUUUUUUCCAGUUCUCACUUCCUUCAUCUUCAUAUUAUUUUCUUCAUAUUGCUGUUUUCUGCCACGGGAUUACGGCAUCAAGAAACUUUGUGGACUCCGAGAAGACGGAUGAGCAGGGCAAGCUACCGGAUGGAACAAGUCAAAACAAAAAUAGGGAAGAGGGAUGUCGAGAGUCCUUUCUGACUUGUGCAACUGCUGGUGUUUCUUCCCAACCACUUUUCACAGUGUCCCUCACAGGCACAGCCGAAAGGAAAUCCCAUCUUUGUGCUCCUCCUCUUAUCUCGACGGUGUAGCGAGAGGGUGGGACCCAUGAAAGUGGUCACAAACAUCUGUGGGGUGAGGAAGCGUUGCCACGGCAGCGGAGUUAUCUGCAUCCUCCAUGUAUUUCCUCACAGCCUGAGGACCCCAACGGGGGGUGAAGUGAACUUAGGGAGGAGUCAGAUGCUUGUAUGCUCGCUUGGACAGCAGCUGAAGUCCUCCAUGCCAGAUCGUGCUGGGCCUUCACUAGCCUGGGGCUGUCUGCUUGUUUUUGACACAUCACAGGGGAUCCUGCACAUUCGGAGCCAUGUGUCCAGUUGGGGCCCGGGGGCUGUGGGCGCUGCUGUGGGGUCUAAGCUUGAUCAGCUGGACAGAAGUGGCGGCUUCACCGUCCAACUCUCCUGCGCCCCCCGCUCACAGAAAGCCUCUCUACAGCUUUGGCAGGAGCUUUCUGGGCUUGGAUAAAUGCAACGCAUGCGCCGGUACAUCCAUCUGCAAAAAAUUCUUCAAAGAAGAAAUCAGAUUUGAAAGGUGGCUGUCCCCCAGGCUGCAGCUGCCCCUUACCUACAAGAAUAGCUACCAGGGGAACUACACCGACGACUCGGAGUCCUGGAGGCCAGUCUUCAUCUCCCGCAUGAUGCCCCAUCACAAACACGAGGCCUCGGACCUCAAGAUCUGCAGCUCAGCCGGCCAGCGCCAUUCGUGCAGCAUCGAGGGCGUGCUGAGGAACACCAAGAGGUUCCAGAGCUGGGUCCUCUCCAGCCUGCUCACGCCCCACAUGGUCCAGGGUUUGACCAGUCCCAUGCUGCGCUGUACCUCCCAGCGGCUCCUGGAUCGCAUUGUGCGGCGCUACGCAGAAGUUUCAGAUGCGGGGAGCGUUCAAAUGAAGCAUUUUGCCGAGCGGGAUAAACUCAGACUGCUCUACACCCUCUCCGUCAACCAGCAUCCCCUGAUGUUACAGAUUUUUCCCGGAUCAGAGGGAUGGCCUUUUCCAAAAUACUAUGGCUCCUGUGGAAGAGUGAUAGUAACCACCAGCACGAACCCCAUAAAGCAGUUCUACAGCGCUGCAUUCGAGGCCAGAGCAGACGUUGCUUAUCAGCUGCUGAGCAUCACCCAGUCUCUGAGGACCAAUGGCUUUAACUAUGUCCUGUACUACACCAGCGUCAGUGAGGACAUGUUUGGCACUUUUGAGGAUGGAAGGCUUUUCAUCACAGAUGCCAGCACCAUAGGGGUCAUCGACAAGCAGGAAGGAUUCCUGGACGGUGCCGUGCAGCAGGAGAACUACACAGAUGUCUUCUCGUGCUUGAAUUUAAACUGCAGGAGGCCCCCGCCUUGCCGCACAGUCAGAGACGCCCAAAGCGUGCUCCUCAUCUGCAGAGACAUUCUGCCCAAGCUGCUGAUUUCCAACGACAAUCCGACUGGAUCCCGCCAGAAGGACAUAAGCAGCCUGUUGCACAUCUGCGCGGAUAGGACGCUUUUGGACAGGAGCAUCAUAAAGGCAGCCAACACUCUCAUGAGCCUCUUGAGACCCCUGCGGCCUUGCAAUCAGCACUUUAGUUACAGAUACCCGGAAUGCAGAUACGGGAGUGAGUUCUGAGUCACGACAAGCCCAUCAGACUUACAACAGUUAUUGUCAUUGUUAAAGCGAGAAGUACUGGACACAAGUGAGACGACGGUAAUUACGGUCUCAGAUUGAUCCUUGUUUGAAAAAGAAGAACGUCUAACACAUUAUGGCGAUUCAAUAGCCAUUCCAGGGCUUAAAAUUAAAAUAUACAAAAAGACAA
Molecule: messenger RNA, 2514 nt
Organism: Lepisosteus oculatus (spotted gar)
Lineage: Eukaryota; Metazoa; Chordata; Actinopteri; Semionotiformes; Lepisosteidae
Gene: dipk2b
Product: divergent protein kinase domain 2B
Source: RefSeq, a predicted model, not a curated record